Molecule: messenger RNA, 943 nt
Organism: Arabidopsis thaliana (thale cress)
Lineage: Eukaryota; Viridiplantae; Streptophyta; Magnoliopsida; Brassicales; Brassicaceae
Exons: 3
Coding region: 209-733 (174 amino acids)
Cellular component (GO): plasma membrane
Source: RefSeq, marked reviewed
CUUUGGUAUAUUUCAUAAGUAUCUUUAUUUUGUUUGUUUGACAUUUACCGUCAUUACUUGGUCCCAUGCCAUAGAGCAAAAGUCAACUCUUAUCCCUCUGGCAGCAAGUUUUGGUUAUAAAUUAAUCUCAGACUUUUAUCUUCCUCUUCCUCUCCGAUUACCAAUUUAAGAAGAUCAUUAAAUUUCAUUCAACGUACUGAUCAAUUUUAUGGCACCACCACCUCCUUCGCCACCAGCUGUUUCGUUGAAGGUUUUACUCCUUUUACUUAGGGUUUUAACAGGAGUUUUCCUUGUUAUAGCGCUAAUCAUCCUCAGCACCAACAGUGUCACCAUUGUAUCUCAAGGAAGCGCAUUGAAAUUUCAUUUCAAAGAUGUUUAUGCUUAUAGAUAUAUGCUUUCAGCUGCCGUCAUUGGACUGGUUUACGCCGUCAUACAACUGUUCUUCACAAUCUCCGAAUUCGCCACCGGAGUGAAAAACCCUUUUAAUUAUCAACUUGAUUUUUACGGUGACAAGUUAAUAUCAUACCUAGUGGCGACGGGUUCUGCAGCUGGAUUUGGAGUGACCAAAGAUUUGAAAGACACAUUUCUAGCAUUAGUCGCAUUAGAUUCGACUGAUCCAGUGGAUAAGUUCUUUAGCAAAGGCUACGCAUCGGCCAGUCUUCUUCUCUUUGCUUUCAUCUGUCUUGCUGUUUUAUCUGUUUUCUCAUCCUUUGCCAUGGCCAAACGAAAUUAAUUCUAGUCUGAUCAUCAUUAUACAACUUUGUAAUGUUUUCCAAUAUGAUUUGACCAGAUAUAGCUUUGUCACCAUGCUAUGCUAUAUGUGUGUUGGUGUAAUUAUGCAUACGAAGUCAAAUGAUUGUUUUUGUUACGAAAGAAUUACAUUUAACAAAAAAUUAUCUAUGUACUCGUUAAAAUUAGUCUGUAUUUAAUUAAAGGAAACGUA